AAGCUGCCCGCAGACUGACCGCGCAAAGCAUUGCAUUGGACAGUUCCGGCCAAGCCGUAGCGAACGUUCGCCAUGCCUGUGCCAGAGCCAGAUGUUGAGGUGCCUUCCGGUGACACCAAGAAGGGUGCCAAGCUCUUCAAGGCUAAGUGUGCUCAGUGCCACACCAUCGAGCAAGGCGGUAAUACCAAACAAGGCCCUCCUCUUUGGGGUCUUAUUGGUCGCACAUCAGGCACCUGCGAUGGUUUUGCCUACUCCGAAGCCAACAAGAACGCUGCCAUUGUGUGGUCAGACAAGCACUUGUUCGAGUAUUUGCUGAACCCCAAGAAGUACAUCCCUGGUACCAAGAUGGUUUUUGCAGGCAUCAAGAAGGAGAAGGAGCGGGCUGAUUUGAUUGCCUACAUGGCCGAGAUGAAGUAAAGAGGGAGAUCAUGUCCUGAAAUCCCUUUUUGAACGCCAGCUGUGUCAUGUGUGAGUUACUGGUGCUGGCAGAAUCCAUCGUUUUGUAAGGACAUGGGUCUUCAGCAUAGCAAACUUAAGGUGAUCAGUCAACUAGUAGGCCAUAGGACCAUGAAGCGGUCAUAACAGGAAUCAGUUAAGUUCAUUUUUGCCAGUAUCUUGUCGAUUGUGGAAGUGACGCUCUUGUGAGUGGGUCGGAAAAAAACCGAAAGAGUUCUGCGGCUCAUUGCAAUCUCUUUGAUGGCGUAGAUGUCACCUUGCUGUUCAUGCAACUCUUGCGAGCGGCAUCAGCAUUCAAUGAAGUGU
Molecule: messenger RNA, 762 nt
Organism: Cladocopium goreaui
Lineage: Eukaryota; Dinophyceae; Suessiales; Symbiodiniaceae
Source: the annotation of a GenBank genome assembly